AUGCAAUACCCACAACUCUGUCGCCUCCACCACGAGGAUGCACUCUGCCUUUUUGGCAAGCCCAGCAAGCGACAAAGGUAUGGACCCCUCUCGACAGGGGGGGGGAUAGAGGAGCCACCCAAAGACACUCUCGGCGGCUUCGUAGGCGGCAGCAACACCAUCUCCAGCCGGGACCUGGACGUGACGGACGAGGGCGAGUGCGGUCAUGGGGUGCAUAGGCAAGGUACCGGUGAUGACGCGGCGAUGGCUGCAUGGGAGGCACACCGCCGGCGACUGCAGGAGUCUCAUGAUAGGCGGCGGAGGGCCUUGGGAAAUCCUUUGGCACGCCCAGCCCUCACAGCUCCGCGCGGGCCUCGCCUGGCCCAAAGGCAGGAACAAAGACGGAGAGCUCGGGCGGAAGUGCAGCAAUGGAGUCCAGCGGGGACCCAGCCCUCGAGGCAGGAGGGGGGGCAGCAGAACUGGCUGUUGGGGGAGGCCCAGAAGCCACAAGCAAGGGAGCAGCAAGUGCGGCCGGCGGGACGGCAGCAGGAGCUGCCGGCGAGAGGGGAGCAGCACCUGCUGGCGAGAGGGGAGCAGGAGCUGCCGGCGAGAGGGGAGCAGGAGCUGCCGGCGAGAGGGCAGCAAGAGCCGCAGGCAAGAGGGCGGCAGGCGCGGUCGGCAGGCGAGCAGCAGGUACUGCCGAAGGGAGAGCAGCAGGAGCGGCCGGCGGGAGGGCAGCUGGAGCUGAUGGCGGGGGGGGCAGCAGGAGCUGCAGGCAGGAGGGCAGCGGGAGGUGCCAGCGGGAGGGCAGCAGGAGGUGCCAGCGGGAGGGCAGCAGGAGGUGCCAGCGGGAGGGCAGCAGGAGGCGCCAGCAAGAGGGCAGCAAGAGGUGCCGGCGAGAGGGCAGCAGGAGGUGCCGGCGAGAGGGCAGCAGGAGGUGCCGGCGAGAGGGCAGCAGGAGCUGUCGGCUGGGGGGCAGCAAAUGGAGGGCAGCAGGAGCCGCCCGGGGGAGAGCAGCGUGAGCUGCCAAGGGAAGAGCAACAGGAGCUGCCGGCAAGGGAGCAGCAAGCAAGGGAGCAGCAAGCAAGGGAUCAGCAAGCGGUAGAAGUGGAGAUGGCCGAGCUACAGCCAGAGUCACAGCAGGACCAAUUGGGAAACCAGGCCUGGCCACAGGCAGGAGGGCAGCAGGGGCCGCCCGGGGGAGAGCAGCUUGAGCUGCCAAGGGAAGAGCAGCAGAAGCCGCCGGGGGUGGGGCAGCUGCCGGCAAGGGAGCAGCAAGCGGUGGAUGUGGAGAUGGCCGAGCUACUGCCAGAGGUGCAGCAGGACCAAUCAGGGAACCAGGUCCGGCUGCAGGCAGGAGGGCAGCAGGAGCUGCCGGGGGAGGAGCGGCAGGAGCUGCCAACAGGAGGGCAGCUGGGGCUGUCGGGGGGAGGGCAGCAGGAGCUGUCGGAGGGGGAGCGGCGGGAGCUGCCGGCGCGGGGGCAGCUGGAGGUCGCUAGUGCGGACUCUACAAGCCAAGCGAAGAGAACCCGGGCACGGGGCCGAGGCGGGAGACGACACACCCGUAAGACGCAAGGCCGAACUGGAAGCGGAGCUGCCGCCCAGCAGGCGGAGGGGCAGCCGGGGGCGACCGAGACACCCCCGGGAGCUCCGCGGGUGGGGGGGCAGCCCUGGGUGCCCGGGGCGCCCCAAGGAGAGCAGCAGCCAGGGGGGCAGCCGGGGGUGCCCGGGGCACCCCAGGGAGUGCAGCAGGCAGGGGGGCAGCCGUGGGUGCCCGGGGCACCCCAGGGAGUGCUGCAGGCAGGGGGGCAGCCGAGGGUGCCCGGAGCACCCCAGGGAGUGCAGCAGGCAGGGGGGCAGCCGGGGGUGCCCGGGGCACCCCAGGGAGUGCAGCAGGCAGGGGGGCAGCCGGGGGUGCCCGGGGCUCCCCAGGGAGUGCAGCAGGCAGGAGGGCAGCUGAGAGUGCCCGGGGCACCCCAGGGAGCGCAGCAGGCAGGAGGGCAGCCGAGGGUGCCCAGGGCACCCCAGGGAGUGCAGCAGGCAGGAGGGCAGCCGAGGUUGCCCGGGGCACCCCAGGGAGUGCAGCAGGCAGGAGGGCAGCAGGGGGUGCCCGGGGCACCCCAUGGAGUGCAGCAGGCAGGAGGGCAGCCGAGGGUACCCGGAGCACCCCAGGGAGGGCAGCAGGCAGGGGGGCAGCCGAGGGUGCCCGGGGCACCCCAGGGAGUGCAGCAGGCAGGGGGGCAGCCGGGGGUGCCCGGGGCUCCCCAGAGAGUGCAGCAGGCAGGAGGGCAGCUGAGGGUGCCCGGGGCACCCCAGGGAGCGCAGCAGGCAGGAGGGCAGCCGAGGGUGCCCAGGGCACCCCAGGGAGUACAGCAGGCAGGAGGGCAGCCGAGGGUGCCCGGGGCACCCCAGGGAGUGCAGCAGGCAGGAGGGCAGCAGGGGGUGCCCGGGGCACCCCAGGGAGUGCAGCAGGCAGGAGGGCAGCCGAGGGUACCCGGAGCACCCCAGGGAGUGCAGCAGGCAGGAGGGCAGCCGAGGGUGCCCGGGGCACCCCAGGGAGUGCAGCAGGCAGGGGGGCAGCUGGGGGUGCCCGGGGCACCCCAGGGAGGAGUGCAGCAGGCAGGGGGGCAGCCGGGGGUGCCCGGGGCACCCCAGGGAGUGCAGCAGGCAGGGGGGCAGCCGGGGGUGCUCGGGGCACCCCAGGGAGUGCAGCAGGCAGGAGGGCAGCCGAGGGUGCCUGGGGCACCCCAGGGAGUGCAGCAGGCAGGAGGGCAGCCGAGGGUGCCCGGGGCACCCCAGGGUGUGCAGCAGGCAGGAGGGCAGCCGGGGGUGCCCAGGGCACCCCAGCGAGUGCAGCAGGCAGGGGGGCAACCGGGGGUGCCCGGGGCACCCCAGGGGGUGCAGCAGGCAGGGGGGCAGCCGGGGGUGCCCGGAGCACCCCAGGGAGUGCAGCAGGCAGGAGGGCAGCCGAGGGUGCCCGGGGCACCCCAGGGAGUGCAGCGGGCAGGUGGGGAGCCAGGGGUGCCCGGAGCACCCCAGGGAGUGCAGCAGGCAGGAGGGCAGCCGGGGGUGCCCGGGGCAUCCCAGGGAGUGCAGCAGGCAGGAGGGCAGCCGAGGGUGCCCGGGGCACCCCAGGGAGUGCAGCAGGCAGGAGGGCAGCUGAGGGUGCCCGGGGCACCCCAGGGAGUGCAGCAGGUAGGAGGGCAACCGAGGAUGCCUGGAGCACCCCAGGGAGAGCAGCAGGCUGGGGGGCAGCCGGGGGUGACCGGAGCACCCCAGGGGGAGCAGCAGCUAGGGGGGCAGCCGGGGGUGACCCGAGCACCCCAGGGCGAGCAGCAGGCAGGGGAGCAGCCGGGGGUGACCGGAGCACCCCAGGGAGUGCAGCUGGGAGGAGGGCAGCCGAUGGUGCCUGGGGAACCCCAGGGAGUGCAGCAGGCAGGAGGGCAGCCGAGGGUGCCCAGAGCACCCCAGGGAGAGCAGCAGGCAGGGGGGCAGCCGGGGGUGACCGGGGCACCCCAGGGAGCGCAGCAGCCAGGGGGGCAGCCGAGGGUGCCCUGGGCACCCCAAGGAGCGCAGCAAGCAGGGGGGAGAUCGAUGGACGACCAGGAGCAACAGUUGGAGGAGUGGUGUCGACUUCUGGAGCUUGAUACCCCCAUGGCAACUACGGAGGAGUCAGAGGCGGACGAAGAACCUCCCAUGCCGCCUUCCCCAUGCCCCCGCUUCCCGUGCGACACGUGUUUCCACACUUUCGCUACGCGGGGGGCCGCUGCGAACCACCUGAGGGUAUGCCGAGCGGCUGAGGCGGAGAGGCGUGCACAGGCUCUCGGCUCGAUUCCGUCUCUGGUGGAGACCGACACGCAGGAGCGAUCGACGCCGCGGGAAUUUGGGGACGAGGCGUGGGCUGGGGUUAUGUCAUGGGAAUGGGAAACAUUUUUCAGUGUGGAGGCGGUUAGAGGGAGGACAGUUCGCCGGAUCCCACAGCGGGCCAGGUCGGGGGUCUUAGACGCGCUCUGUUGCAUCCUUAAGCGCUUGAAGAGUCAGCCGGGAGAUGAAGCCGCUACCCUCCUACUCUUGGCGUUUCCGCGCCUCAUCCUAGCCAUGCCUCCCAAGCCAGGCAUAGGUCAGAAGGCGCUGAUCACAGAGCGGUUGGGUGCUUUCUGGGAGGGGAGGUGGCGGGAGCUGUUCGACUUUGCCAUGGCGGCAGCGCGGCCAGCAGUUCGCCCACUUUCCUACACUCGCUCUGACCAUGACCCGGAUGCCAUUCGCCUGUCACGGUGCCGAUCUCGGUGCAAAGUGGGGGAGUGGAGCCGAGGAUUGGCCUGCCUUACAGCAGGGGAGUUGGCUCGACCGUCUGAGGUCAUGGUGCAGUCGCUGCGAGAGAAGCACCCGGCUAGCGCAGGCGAGGUACCACAGUGGGUCCGCAAUUUCACCAUCGAUACCGCUCAGCGGCCUUCACUCACGACCGACAUCCUGGCCAGAGCUAUCCAUACAGCCGCUCGAGCCUCAGCAGCAGGGCCAUCAGGGUGGGUCACAGAGCAUCUGCGCGACACCUUCCUCACUGAACCUACCUGCCUCUCCCACCUGUUGGAAGUGUUCAACCAAUGGGUGGCGGGACAGGUCCCCGAGCGGGCUCGGCCGUGGCUCGCCGCAUCCAACCUAGUCGGGCUUUCCAAGCCUAACGGCGACGUCCGGCCGGUGGCUAUCGGGGAGGUGCUUCCUCGUAUCCUUGCUCGAGCUCUCUGCAUCUCGCUCCGCCCUGCGAUGGUUUCCUACUUCCUGCAGUGCAACCAGCUGGGAGCGGGCACCAAGGUCGGGGCGGAAAUUCUCACUCAUUCUUUCCGGUCAGCGCUGGCCACUCACCCCGACUGGUGUGCGCUACAGAUAGACGUCGCAAACGCCUUCAAUUCGUUUCACCGUCAUGUGAUGUUCGAUGGGCUGCGGGAGUCGCCUUUCUCAGGGAUGAUCCCAUUCUUGCGUGUCUUUUAUGGGACACCUAGCGACCUGUACCUCCGAGCGGGCCCUUUCGUACAGAGCCUCGAGUCAGCACGGGGAUCGAGGCAAGGGGACCCGCUCGGCCCUUUUCUUUUCGCGUUCACGCAGCAGCAGGUGAUGGAGCCGGUUACUAGGGAGUUCAAGGACCUACUUUUCCUCAGCUAUGCAGACGAUACCUAUAUUUUGGGGCCAGCGGCUAGGAUUCUGGAGGCUUUUGGGGUGCUGCGGGAGCGGUUGGAGUGGGUAGGGCUGGAGGUGCAGGCGCACAAGUGCCGGUUUUGGGAGCGCGAGGGCAAGGAGGUGGAGCGGGCACUGCCAUUGGGGAUGCAGCAGGUGGAUGAGGGUCUUAUUUUGGUGGGCGUGCCUAUUGGAGAGGAGGUUUGGGAGAUGGCUUCACACCUCCUCGCCAUUGCAGUUUCAGCGCGGCCGAUGUACCUCGCCCGGACUAUGCCGCCGCGUCCGGAGGUGGUUGAGGCUUUUAGGGAUUGGGACAGCUGUUUAGAGGAUUGCUUUGAGCAGCUUUUCCCACCUGGCACUUGGGAGCAGGACCCCGACCGGUCUAGGCGCGCACGCAUGCAGCUGCAUCUCCCUGUGCGUCUCGGUGGGUUCGGGAUCCGGGCGGCGGCCUCUUUGAGCCCACUGUCCUAUGUUUGCGGGUGGGCGCAGGCCGCGCGGGACAUUGCACAGUUAGGGGUGGCGGGUGAGGAGGCGAUGUUUGCUGAGUACCUCACCACUUCGAUAGGGGCAGAGUUUCUUGACCCGUGGUUUGUCAAGGCUCUCGAGCAGCUGCCAGCGACUAUCCGCCACGAGAUACCGGGCUUACCUCUGUGUGUAGCGGCCCCUCCUGUUCGGCUUUUCCAGGCGCGUCAACGGCAGUUAGCUGUAGAGGAGCUCCACCCACUGCGCCGCUUGGCUCGUGACGAAGCUACCUUGGCCCGUUUCACAUCCCUUCAGGGCCCGGGGGCAGGUGCAUGGGUUUCGGCGGUUCCGGCUCACUCAGAUCUCACAUUCACUGCGGCUGAGUGGGGCAUUGCUGCUGCUAUACGGCUCGGCCUCCCAACUCAGCAGCUGCAGGUGGCGGGGAGGUGUGUUUGUGGCACAGCGUAUGUUGACCCAGCAGACCCGCACCAUGCCCUGAGAUGCAGGCACCAGCAUGGUCCUUCUCGGGUGCAUGAUGAGGUGAAGUUUGCGGUGGCGAAGAUCUCUAAGGCGUCGGGGGGGGUGGUGACAUUGGAGGAUAGUGUGGUGCUGCAAGGGAAGCGGGUUGAUGUGGCGGUGCGACGUCCAAUGGCUGGAGAGGCUCACGCCCUAGAGAUCAGCGUCGCGGACCCGCUAUCGCUGUCUCCAUCACUGCUGGGACAGUCCGGGCGUCAAAUAGGUGUGGCGGCAAGGGAAUGGGAGCGUCGCAAAACGAGUGAUUACGCGCCUCUGCUUGCACGCAACCGGGGCGUGCAGUUCACCCCUUUGAUAGUUGAGACGUGGGGGUGUCUCGGCGGCCGUUUUCAGCGGUGGCUUCGUCAGCAGGGGGAUGCGCACGUGGGGCUAGCUGUGUCGCGGGGGGCUUGUCGAGAGGACGACUCUGUGUUUUCGGCUUAUCUUUUAGGGUCACUGAAGGCGCUCAUCGGGGUGGCGUCACAACGUGCGCAAGCCCGUGUCAUCCUGCUUCGAGCGGCGUCUUCCAUGGGGGGGAUUAACGUAGAUUUGGCGGAUCGGGAGAGGGACGAUGUCGAUGUGGAAGGCGGGGCUCUCUGGGUGGAGGCCCCGUACAUGGUCGAUACGUUGAUGUGA
This is a messenger RNA of Closterium sp. NIES-65, 6759 nucleotides long. The record is from the annotation of a GenBank genome assembly. Lineage: Eukaryota; Viridiplantae; Streptophyta; Zygnematophyceae; Desmidiales; Closteriaceae.